Molecule: messenger RNA, 5246 nt
Organism: Myxocyprinus asiaticus (Chinese sucker)
Lineage: Eukaryota; Metazoa; Chordata; Actinopteri; Cypriniformes; Catostomidae
Product: free fatty acid receptor 2-like
Exons: 2
Coding region: 2515-3498 (327 amino acids)
Biological process (GO): G protein-coupled receptor signaling pathway; cellular response to fatty acid
Cellular component (GO): plasma membrane
Molecular function (GO): G protein-coupled receptor activity
Source: RefSeq, a predicted model, not a curated record
ACUUCACAGAGCAAAACUGCAGACCUCCAUUUAGGUCAACCUAGUCUCAUAGAAUACUAUAACAAAAUUUUUGCAAACUGACUUGAACCUGCCACAUUUUACAUUUCGUCACCAAAUCAAGGUGACAUGAACACUAGAGGCGCUACAACAACUGUGCGUUUUAUUCACUUUCACACAAAUCAUGCCAUCAACGGCUGAUAUAUGACUUUAUAAACACGUAUGUUUUAACACUUUUACUCACACAUUUACUCAUAUUUUGUUAUGAAAUAUAAACACUUUUACUAUCACGCAUCAUUUGAAAAUGAUACAUUUUAAUGCUUGUAUUACAGACCCACCUACAUUUACACACUUAUUCCAAUGUGAUUACCUUCUUCGAUAGCUCACCUGAGAGAGAGAUGGACUUUGGACUAUGUUUGGUUUAGGUGUUGUUUUAGAGUAAGGAUGUCUGUUUUGUUCACCUCUCAUUUGAUUUUAAAACUCUAUUGGUUAGGUUUAGUUUCAAGUUUUAGGUUAGAGAGGUAUGUUUUACACAUUUAAACCUCCAUCUAAUAUUCACCUUAAAAACCUCGUCUGAUUGCGACACCAUUUCACGUUUGGCGCCCCCUGCUGGAUAUUUCACUGGGGAAACUGCAGCCAAAUGUGUAAAGGCCAAAGUGUACUUGGUUGUCUGUGUUGCUAAUUGGUUCAGUAUGCAUGAUGCAAAUUUUGUCAUCAGCACAGUCUGCACGGACUGUCCGCGCACAGCCCAGAUUUUCUCAACACGGUGCCAGUCCUUGUAUGUGCACAUUGUCAGCGCAAGCGCCUGUUGUUGACUGUACUAAAAAAGAGUUGUGCGCAUGCGUUGAAAAUGCGUCGCGCAUGCGUUCAUAUUCGUUUGUGGUCAAAAGAAUCUGAUCCAGAACAUUUAGCAAAAAUGUUGCCACCCUCACGUAAUGUUCAUGAGACCAGGCUGAUUUGGGUUUAUUUUUCUCCAUUACCUUACAUCUUAUGGAGUUUUGGUUUCCUUACCACAGUCACAUUUGACUUGCUUACUGUGGGCCUAAAGAUAAAUAGCCUAAUUAUGAGGCAUGAUUUUCAAUCACGUUAUUCAUUUAAACCACACAAUGAGAACUUUAAGACAUUACAGACAAUACAGCAUAAUUUUCUAUGAAGCUGCUCUGAAACAGUGUGCAUUGUAAAAAGCCCUAUUCAAAAAAAAAUUUGACUUUUGGCUGAGAUCAAUAUAUUCCCAAUUAAUUUUUGAAAUACACAUAUAAUACAGAGUGAAAGAAAGUAUGUGUGUCCUCUAAAGAUUAUCCUAUUCUGUGUCUGAAAUCACAGAACAGAAGUGUAUUUUUUUAAUUCUUCGUGACAUUAACAAAUAGUAUGUGCUUUGUUUUACCCAUAAUAUACUCAACAACUCAAGUACACAACAUAUGUAAUCUACCCUAGUCUCAUCUGUAAAACUUAAAACAAUAGCUAAAUAAAUAAAUAGUACUAAACUUCCACAAGGCUCCUUUACUAUUUCUGAAAUGAUUAAUGGCAAACGCCAAUGGUUUUCAUCAUUGGUCAAAUAGUUAAUUGAGAUGUGGCACGUUUCAAAAAUGUGACCACGAAUGAGACUUGUGAAAUGGGUCCUGUAGAUUACCAGUAAAUAACCAUUUCAAUUUUGACACAAAGUUGUUAUCUGGACAAGAGCUGCAUGAAUAUUUUUCAAAAAUUCUUCUUUCCUGUUUUCCGCAGGGAAAAAAGCACUGACAAGAGGGUGAGUAAAUAAUGAAUAAUUUUCCUUUUUGGCCUGCACUAUUUCUUUGGGGAGUUACUCAGUGUUGUUACUGUAUGUGUGGAGGAGUAGAGCGAAUCGUACGUCAUUAUUGUGAAAGGGCUGAGUUCCCAACUUUCCAUGUAUGGGAAUUCAAUUCUGUAACACUGGGUUUUUUUCAUGGUUUUCUGAAUGAAGAAUAGACCUCUAGGUUUUGUCAAUGGUGAAAAAUAGGGACUCAUUCACAGCUUUAUCAGCACGAAAGAGGGAUGUAUAGGGAUGGGGAAUGCUGUCAUCUCAUUUGGAUAUCUUUGAACAGUUAGAGCUUUAAUAAAGUGAAGGAAAAUCUUUGGGCUAGACUGAUUCAUCACACUCUCUGUCUCUUCCGCUUAUGCAAACGCACACCCAUCAACUAUAAACACAUCUCCCACACACGCUUAAGAAGUGUAAAUCCAGAUAAGAUUGUUACCGUCUACAAAGUUUGACUUUCUCACAUACACAGAACUGUACACAUAAAGCUCCCUAAUGUCUGGUAAGGUGUCAUAUCGAGACACUGUGUGCAGGGGUCAGACGGAUGGAUCGAGUGCUCAUUUAAUAAUUUUCCCUUAUCAGUGCACAAUAUUGAAAAUGAAAAGUAAACAGUUGUUGCGGAAGUUGUCAGUGGACAGACCCCAGUGGCUAUUGAAAAGAGAGUGAAUCAACACAACAUCACAUCAGAGUGGUCUACUUUGCAUUGCGAACUGAAACGACUCUUGCCAGGCUUCUUUAUCCCGAUGACUGUAUGGAACGGCACAACCAUGCAGAAGUGUGAUUUUCACUUGUGUCUUUCUGUCUACAUCAUCACCUUCAUCACCGGCUUCCCAGCCAACAUCCUGGCCUUCUACACAUUCAGCCGCAAGGUUUGGAAGAAGCCGACCCCCAUCGACAUCCUCCUCCUCAACCUCACCAUCUCAGACCUGCUCUUCCUCAUCUUCUUACCCUUUAAGAUGCAAGAAGUGGCCAAUAAUAUGAUCUGGAGUAUAACAUACGACCUGUGUCCACUGUCUGGCUUUGUGUUCUACAUGACUAUCUACAACAGCACCUUCUUCCUGACUGCGGUAAGCGUGGAGCGCUACCUUGGAGUGGCCUUCCCCAUCCAACACUCCUUGAGGAGAAGACCAAUUUACGCCGUGCUGGCCAGCAUCUUCAUUUGGAUGUUUUCGGUUCUCCACCUGAGCAUCGUGUACAUCAUGCCCUACUACAACCCAUCUGGAAUGGCACCUGUACAACGGAACAUCUGCUAUGAUGAAUUCUCCGAUGCUCAGCUUGAGAUACUCCUACCUGUACGUCUGGAGCUAUGUGUGGUUCUCUUCUGCGUUCCUUUUCUUAUUUGCAGCUUCUGCUACAUAAACUUCAUUCGCAUACUCUUGAGGCUGCCAAAUAUUGGCCGGCGGAGGAGGUUGAGGGCAAUUGGUCUGGCUUUGGGCACACUUUUGGUGUUUGCACUUUGUUUUGGACCCUAUAAUGUCUCCCAUGUGGUUGGCUUCGUUACCAAGCAAAGCCCAAGGUGGAGGGACAAAGCCCUGCUUCUCAGCACGUUCAAUGCCUGCUUGGACCCGCUUAUUUUUUACUUCACUUCAGCAGCGGUGAGGAAUGCCCUGGGCACAAUGGCAAGGGGCAUUUGGAGCAGAUGUUGGUGCCACUGGAGUUUUAAAAAGGAACCUCCUGAAACAGAGAAAAGCAGCCUUCCAAAACCACAAGAGACAAACGCCCUUUGACAAACAAUGCUAAGAGGCACUGAAAUGCACAGAACGGGGGCUACAGGGGUGCAAGGUGCCCUUUUAAGCGGAGGUGCCUUUAAGAGUGCGGAGAUUUAAGCGUAGGUGUCUUUACUACAGCACAACCCCCCACCCCCCACACUCAACAACUAUUGAUGGCAGAUUUCUCCUCACACUCUGUCCAUGUCCAUUUGCCCCUGCCCCUGCUGUCUGUGCACGUCACUGCAAGGUGUUGUAUUUUUACACAAAUGCAUGAUUUAUUGCAGCUAAAUAAACAUUGUUAUACUUCAUGCAGAGAUGAAGAAGAGGGCAUGGAAUGUCAAAACAACACAACUCACGUGGCAAGUAUUAUCUUAGUACGAAAAGGAAAACAUUGCAGCGAAACUUGUGUGUACAUACAGAGACUGUAUUGGGUGUCGGCAAACAGAGGAUAAACUUCGUUUGAUUGCUUUUGAACGUGGAGUGCUCAUCAGCCCGAAUUAAAACCGAAGUCAGAGCUCAUUGCAUGCAGAUUCUAAAUAACAAACUUGUACCCAUCGCUCAAUACAAACAGAGGGGAGUAUGAGGGCUUCGAUCACUGGGUGACAGUAAAGGAGCCACAUUCAACUGCACUAUAAGGGUCAACAGAAGCACCAUAUGGUUUUCAAAUCUGAGAUAAAUAGUUGGCCGGGAAUUGACAGUGUGGUUGCCUUUCGGUUUGUGUACAGCACAUGUAAGACUGCAAGAUCAAAAUAUAUUAUUUCUUCAUUUUCAGAGUAAAGGAAGUGAUGAAACAUCAGUACACCACAGACAUUGACGAUGAUGGAAAUAAUGUCGAAAAAAAGACAAAGAGCUCUGUACAAUUAGGUCAGAUUUGUGUGCAACUUUUUUGGUUAAAAGGCUUUCUCCUAUCAAAGCAUAAUUUGCAGAGACACCUAUUGUAUUAGUAAGCCAUUCGUAGGUUCCCAUGAAAAGUGCAAACAUAGCAACAUUGGCUAAACCAAUGGUGAGUUUGAGACCUAAGGCAGACGGAGUAUUUGGACUACAGUAUUUGUUCGGCUUCACUUUUAAAUGCAUUAUUUGUAUGAAUGUGUAAAUAAAAUGUAAAUGAAUAUGCAUUAUUACUGAACAUUGAUGAAAACCAUGUUUUUCAAAGAUUUAUAAGAUACCGUAAGUGUCAUUAUAUAACAUGUAGUGUAUAAUAUAAUAAUGAUAGAGGACAGUACAAUAGGUUUGUUAUUUGUAUCAUUAUGGUGUCUUUCUUAUUCCUGGAUUAUGUCAUAAAAGGUUUAUAGCAUAUUUCCUCCACGUUCAUUAUAACUAUUAACUGUCUCUAUGUUAUAAACCUGACAAAUAUUUACAAAGGGUUAUUGUUUUUAACAACUUAGCCAGGAAGGUGUGUAUGAACAGGAUAUACAUCAACGUGCACGUGUAGAUAAGAUGUUUGGAUUCAUUCCUUAUAGUACAUCGUUCAGGAAACUUGUUGAUAUAAAGGGUUAUUGCAACAGUUUGAGGACCAAUCCUGUUAUCAUAAAGACUACGGUGGAAGGAAGUUUGACUCAUGAUCACAUAAACAGAAGUGGUCAGAUUUGGGUUUUGGGUGUUUCUUCAACUAUAAUGCUAUUUUAAUGUUCCAUGUUAACUUUUUUUUUUUUUUUUUACCCUUUUCCCAGACCCUGAUUUCCAUCUUAAAAUGUGAAAAUCCAUCAUAAAAAUGUUACAUUUUUAAAAUGACGAUAAUCUAAACAAAUAAACAAACAUUUUCAAUA